Molecule: messenger RNA, 4653 nt
Organism: Bubalus bubalis (water buffalo)
Lineage: Eukaryota; Metazoa; Chordata; Mammalia; Artiodactyla; Bovidae
Gene: PPP1R10
Product: protein phosphatase 1 regulatory subunit 10
Exons: 19
Coding region: 757-3531 (924 amino acids)
Cellular component (GO): nucleus
Molecular function (GO): metal ion binding
Source: RefSeq, a predicted model, not a curated record
UUGCUAUUUUGUCGGUUGGUGGGUAAAAUUUUGCUCGGAGAGUUGGCCUGGGGAACGGGUCAAACGCGGGCUCAGUUGAAAGCCAUGACUCGUAUUAAGCGGCUGUGUUCGGGGUGGGACAUGGAAGUGUUUGGGGACAACAAAAAUGGUACUUUUGGGUGUUUUAAUAGCAGCCCGUACUGAUUAUAUCUUUCUCCCUUGUGUUCCUUUUAUCCCAGGUUUGAAUUUUCUCGGAGAAAGACAGACCGGCCACCAGGAAAAAAGAAACAAGCCGCAGCAACAUCUAAGCCCUUGAAAGGAUCCAGAGAGAGGGGGGAAAGGGAAAAGAGCAGCCACCAGCCCAACCACUUGUGUCUUCUGCCCCUUCCCACCUAUCUUGCCCACCCCACCAGCCCACGCUGCCUGGGACUUGAAAUCUGUGGCCGAAGGACCGUCACCACAUAACUUCAAAAAUAAUCAACCACCCACCCUUCCCAAACUCACCCAAGUCCACUCAUCCAGCGUUUACUUUUUUUAAUCCACUCAGAACUUUUUUUCUACGACCCCCCUCCCUAAAUGGAGUUGGGUGGGGGGGGAAUGAAUACUGAGUUGGCCUUUAUUUUUUCUAAAGAGAUUUUUUGAUCCAAUGAGGCCCCCCAAAUAAUUGAGUUUUGGGUCCUGGUUGGUUGUUUUAUUUUUUUCUCCAAAAUUUUAAUCCCCUCCCCCCCUGAGCCCGAGGUGCUGACGUCGCAAAAAAAUUGGAUAAAAACCUUGAUCAUGGGUUCAGGUCCCAUAGACCCCAAAGAGCUUCUCAAGGGCCUGGAUAGUUUCCUUAACCGAGAUGGGGAAGUCAAGAGUGUGGAUGGCAUUUCGAAAAUCUUCAGCCUGAUGAAGGAGGCACGAAAGAUGGUGAGUCGGUGCACAUACUUGAACAUUCUCCUGCAGACCCGUUCACCGGAAGUACUGAUCAAGUUUAUUGACGUCGGUGGUUACAAGCUUCUUAACAAUUGGCUGACGUAUUCGAAGACGACGAACAACAUUCCCCUCUUACAGCAAAUUCUGCUGACCCUGCAGCACCUGCCCCUCACUGUUGACCAUCUCAAGCAGAACAACACAGCCAAACUGGUGAAGCAGCUGAGCAAGUCGAGUGACGAUGAAGAACUCCGGAAAUUGGCCUCAGUCCUUGUCAGCGACUGGAUGGCGGUCAUCCGCUCCCAGAGCAGUACCCAGCCUACUGAGAAAGAUAAGAAGAAACGGAAAGAAGAGGGAAAGAGUCGAACCACCCCUCCUGAGCGACCGGUGACUGAGGUGAAGGCUGAGACUCGGGCUGAGGAGGCCCCGGAAAAGAAGAGGGAGAAGCCCAAGUCUCUCCGCACCACAGCGCCCAGUCACGCCAAGUUCCGCUCCACCGGACUAGAGCUGGAGACCCCGUCUCUGGUGCCCGUGAAGAAGAAUGCCAGUGCAGUGGUGGUUUCUGACAAGUACAACCUUAAACCCAUCCCCCUCAAGCGUCAGAGUUCUGCAGCUGCCCCAGGAGAUGCUGCCCCGCCGGCAGAGAAGAAAUACAAACCACUAAACACGACACCCAACGCCACCAAAGAGAUCAAAGUGAAGAUCAUCCCACCACAACCUAUGGAGGGCCUGGGCUUUCUGGAUGCACUCAAUUCAGCUCCUGUCCCAGGCAUCAAAAUUAAGAAGAAGAAGAAGGUGCUGUCACCCACAGCUGCCAAGCCAAGCCCAUUUGAAGGAAAAACAAGCACAGAACCAAGUGUGGCCAAACCUUCUUCCCCAGAGCCAGCACCUCCUGAGACUAUGGACACAGAACGUCCCGGGACCCCAGUUCCCCCUGUUGAAGUCCCAGAGCUCAUGGAUACUGCCUCUUUGGAGCCAGGAGCUUUGGAUGUGAAGCCAGUGGAGAGUCCCAGUGAUCCUAGCCAGCUGACCCGGAAAGGCAGGAAGAGGAAAACUGUGACGUGGCCGGAGGAGGGCAAGCUGAGAGAGUAUUUCUAUUUUGAACUGGAUGAAACUGAGCGAGUAAACGUGAAUAAGAUCAAGGACUUUGGCGAAGCAGCUAAGCGAGAGAUCCUGUCAGACCGACACGCAUUUGAGACUGCCCGGCGUCUGAGCCAUGACAACAUGGAGGAGAAGGUGCCCUGGGUGUGCCCCCGGCCCCUGGUGCUGCCCUCGCCCCUCGUCACCCCUGGAAGCAACAGCCAGGAGCGGUACAUCCAGGCUGAGCGGGAGAAGGGGAUCCUUCAGGAGCUCUUCCUGAACAAGGAAAGCCCUCAUGAGCCGGAUCCUGAGCCCUAUGAGCCUAUCCCCCCAAAGCUCAUCCCCCUAGAUGAGGAAUGUUCCAUGGAUGAGACCCCAUAUGUUGAGACCCUGGAACCUGGGGGAGCCGGUGGGUCACCUGAUGGAGCAGGUGGUUCCAAGUUGCCUCCGGUUCUGGCUAAUCUUAUGGGGAGCAUGGGUGCCGGGAAGAGCCCGCAGGGUCCUGGAGGAGGGGGCAUCAACGUGCAGGAGAUCCUCACCUCCAUCAUGGGUAGCCCCAACAGUCACCCCUCAGAAGAACUGCUGAAGCAAGCAGACUAUUCAGACAAGAUCAAGCAGAUGCUGGUGCCACAUGGACUCUUAGGCCCUGGUCCGAUAGCCAAUGGUUUCCCACCCGGAGGCCCUGGGGGCCCCAAGGGCAUGCAGCACUUCCCCCCUGGACCUGGGGGGCCUAUGCCAGGUCCCCAUGGAGGCCCUGGGGGCCCUGGUGGGCCGGUGGGUCCACGUCUCCUGGGUCCCCCACCCCCUCCCCGGGGGGGUGACCCCUUCUGGGAUGGCCCGGGUGACCCUAUGCGGGGUGGCCCGAUGCGGGGCGGGCCAGGACCUGGCCCUGGGCCAUACCAUAGAGGCCGCGGUGGCCGAGGAGGAAAUGAACCUCCCCCUCCUCCUCCUCCAUUCCGGGGGGCCAGAGGAGGUCGCUCUGGAGGUGGACCCCCAAACGGACGAGGGGGCCCUGGUGGGGGCAUGGUUGGCGGCGGUGGACAUCGUCCCCACGAAGGCCCUGGUGGCGGCAUGAACAGUGGCAGCGGACAUCGUCCCCAUGAAGGCCCUGGCAGUGGCAUGGGUGGUGGGCAUCGCCCCCACGAAGGCCCUGGUGGUAGCAUGGGUGGGGGGCACCGCCCCCACGAAGGCCCCGGCGGUGGCAUGGGUGGAGGCAGUGGACAUCGCCCCCAUGAAGGCCCUGGUGGAGGAAUGGGUGCUGGUGGUGGCCAUCGGCCCCAUGAAGGCCCUGGACACGGGGGGCCCCAUGGCCACCGGCCUCAUGAUGUCCCUGGUCACCGAGGCCACGACCACCGAGGGCCACCCCCUCACGAGCACCGUGGCCAUGAUGGCCCUGGCCAUGGAGGAGGGGGCCACCGAGGGCAUGAUGGCGGCCACAGCCACGGAGGAGACAUGUCGAACCGCCCCGUGUGUCGGCAUUUCAUGAUGAAGGGUAACUGCCGCUACGAGAACAACUGUGCCUUCUACCACCCGGGCGUCAACGGGCCGCCCCUGCCCUAGGCCCCCGCCCACCCCGCCCUGUGGACUGCAGCCUUGCUCCUUCCACUUUCUUAUGGCUUCUGUGAGGCCCAUUUCCCCUUCCCCCAGCUGAUGAGGAGCCGGCCCCUCAGUGCCCACACGCCUGGGUUCUGGGGGUUUUCUGAUCACUGGUGCGCAUCAAUGUACAUAUUUUCCUCCAGUCUGGGGAGGAGAGAGACUGGACACAUUCUGUACCCUGGACUGCUGAAGAGGAGACCCAGUUGGCUUCACUCUUUGAGGAGUUUUGCCCUGUAUCCCGAGCCCCUUUCCGGUAUUGCCCUUCACGCCUGAGAACCUAGAGCUGGUUAUCUUGGAGAACACCUCUGCUCUCCUGCUGUGGGUCUUCCACAUGCACACGGAACUCGGACGUGGGAUCAGCUGCACUUAUGAAAUCCUCCCAGCCACGUUCAUUUCCCCAUGGGUGGGGAUGUAAAGGGGUACUGUGUACCCCACUGCACUGAGAGGGCUCAAUCAGGCUGGAUUUGAGUUCUGGAACACAUCGUCCCCACCCCUCCCCGAACACAGGCUUUUUACAUUGAGUCCUUUCUCAAGUGAGACUUCUGAAAUCUUCGAGGACACUCAAGUUUUGCGCCUUGAGUGUGCUAGGUUCAAUGAUGGCAAAUCACAUCUGCAGCCCGUGAAAGUUGUAGCUGGCAGAGGUGAGGCCAUGGUGGUGGUCCACCCUUGCCUACAGCUCUUUCUGGAAACUGUAAAACAGUGAGACCAGCUUUUCAUCAACUGAAGCCUGGCGUGCUGGGCCUGACAGUCACACUACAUGCACUGCCUCUGGGAGUGAGCGCGCUCCUGGUCCCCACCUGGAACCUCGUAGGUGUGAGGCCUCCAGCUCCCUUGCCCUGUCAGCCACCUCUGAAUCCCCACCAGGUGCCUUCCUGGGUGGAUUCGAUAAGAUGACCUGCCCUCUCCCAGUCCUCUCCUUCACCCGUCUCGGCAUCAGUUGUUUUCUAUGAAAACAGUGGAUUGGUUAGGUUUUGUGCAGGGUCUUGGGUUAGAGCCACAAUGGAUUUGAGGAUGAGUAUUUUCUUUUUCUUUUGGUUUUGUAUAUUUUGUACAUUAAUAAUAAACAGUGGAAAGAGAAGUAUUUAA